ACUUUUAAAUCAACUUUUGUUUUGCUUCUCGAAAUAAAAUGCAGUUAUGCAUAAUUGCAUAAGUGACGAAUAGAUAAGCGUCGGUAGCUUAUUAAUUAUUAAGUGGUAGUGAGUGAACCGGAAUAAUGUAUUUCGAGAUUGAAAAUACUCCGGAGCAUUUGAAAAGAGCUAGAAGAAAGGAAAAUGUUCAAAGGGCGUCUCCUAAAGAAGAGUGCCCCAGACUAAUUUUGGCCCCUUUUUCGAGACCGCCCCAAGUGGUAUUUGACAAUGUAGUCAUCGGUACAACAUGUGAAAAAAAUUUGGAAAUAUUAAACCCUUCUAAAGCUAUCCAACAGAUAACACUUGGUAAGUCUCUGCCACCUGGAUUAAUAAUACAAUUGCCUGGAGAAUAUCUGGAACUGGAACCGGAAACAUGCUAUUGCAUAACUAUGCUGUGGACACCUACUCAGCCCACAGCGCUACGGGAAACAAUACGAUUUACAAAUGAAAAUAGAGGGAGAUAUGAUGUUAUCAUUGUUCUCAAAUCAGUUAUGAAUGUGAAAGGCAAAAAUAAUACAAAAUUAAAGAUAUCACCAGGUAAGAUUAAAAAGAAGUCGGGAAAGAAGUCCCCAGCUGCAAUAUAUAAAAAGAAAGUCGAAACUAUUUAUAACACAACAAAAGUGAAGAAAACAGUAAAUGUUGUCCAUUCAACUCAUUAUAAAGUAUUUAAUCAAAUUGAUAAAGAAAAUGUAUCUUACAAUGACUGUUCCAUGGAGCCAAAAUUGAAAAAAUGUCCUUUUGACUCACCAACUAAUUUAGACUUAAAUUUUAAUACAUCUGAAAUAUUUUCCAACGUGCAACGUAAUAAGAAAGACAUGCUUUAUGAAACCUAUGAUAAAUCAUAUAAUGUAAAUGAAAUUUAUACCAAUGAAAACAAUAUUUUAAAACCUUCAAAUAGACAAAUUAAUGAUUCUUCUGUGACUGAUGUAUUUGAUAAUAUUUCUUUUACGCCCCUCAAAAGUUUACCUACAAAAAAUGAUAAAUUAGUCAAAGGUCCAAAAAUAAUAUUAAGCGUUAAUUCUGAGAGUGAUUUUGAUGACAGCUUAGAUAUUCAAGGCAGUAACAAAGAAAAUGAGACUCAUUCAAUUCUAUGCAUAACUUCAUCUCAGAAUCCGAACAAGUGGUUAACAGUUAAUCAUCAUGUACAAUAUGAAAACAAUCAAUGCAAUGAAACUCCUACAUUACCGAAUAAGAAAAUUCCAAACACAUCUUCACCUAAAGAGUUGAACAGUCCAAAUUUUUCAAUAAACACAGAAUUUUCACGUAUAAGUGAUUUAUCUUUCUUUCCUCAAAGAUUUUCAACUGAGAGAAAAAUUAUACCGAAAAUGUAUAAUGAGACUCAUGACAUAAUUGAAGACAAUGCGAGAAUAAGUUCUGAUACUUAUACAAAAGAAUCACCAAAUACUCCAAUGUAUUUUAAUUCUAACCAAGUCUACGGAGAUUCAAAGCAAGCUAUUCCGAGAGAGUCAAAUCCGAAAGUAUGUCGACAUGCUCUAUUCAAGGAACAUUUUUAUAGAGAUACCAUUGACAGAAAUGUAUUAGCUAGACCUGAGAGUUAUCCUUGGAAUAAUGAUUUGAGAACCGAAAUAAAAUCACCACCUAGGUCUCUGACCCCACCUUUACAAUCUAUUCCAGAAGAAAGCAUACAUUUUUCGGACACUCAUUUGUUCGAUAAAACAAAUAAGCAAAUGUCAACAUUUACUAUCAAUAGAACUUUCGACAAAGCAGAUGAUUCUUCGAAGUCUUCAGUGUCAUCUAAUCGACAGUCAGCUUGGUCAAAAAGAGCAGUCAGAGCUGAACCCGAACUGUGGAAGAUGCCUACUACAUUACCGAGGAAGUCCUUGAAAUCUAAAAAUAUCUCUCAAACACUAAUAAAAAGCAGAGAUUCAAUAACUGGAAAGGGGAAUCAGUCAUUUGACACAAAUAAAAGCAUUAACCAAAAUAUUUCUCUUAAUCAUAUGGGUAAUGUUUACUCGCAGUCAUUUACUGUAGACCCAUUUCUUUCAACAACUUACUUCUACGAUGAGGAAGCUGUAGACAAGUUUGAAAAUGAAUUUAGAAGGUGGCUCAAUUGUAUUUUGACUCCACCUGCUGAUCUAGACAGUAAUAUAGAACAGAAAAUUGAUGUAGGAAAAGCUUGGAUUGAGAAUAGGAAUAAAGAAAUACCUGCAGCUCCAACUAAAGAACAAGUGUGCAGCGCUUACCACAAUAGUCACAGGCUAGACAGCUUACGGCGAACAGCGAGAGCAUUGCUAUUAAGUCCAGAAAUUUCUCAGGUUUUCAUCAAGUUAAAUCUACAAAUUGAAAAAAAAUUGAUUGCAAUAAGAACGGACCGAAAUCUACAUUUAGAUAUUGGUUUACAAAAAAUAAUAAUGGAGUUACUACUCUCUUACAAUCCAUUAUGGCUUCGUAUCGGCUUAGAAGCUAUUUACGGUCUUGUGUUGCCUCUUAAAUCGAACAGCGAUGUUGAAGGUCUUACCACGUUUAUUAUUCAUAGAAUGUUCAAAAAUCCUCAUCUUAAAAACAAACAUUCUAAAUCAUCUGCACCAAAUAUGUUGUUGCCAGCAUACAUGGAGGCCAUAAAGAAGUUUACUCUUAAAAAGUUUUUCAUGCUUGUAUUUUUCUUAGAUCAAGCAAAACAGAAGAAAAUAAUACCUCAUGAUCCCUGCUUGUUUUGCAGAAAUGCUAUAUGUAAAGAAAGCAGAGAUAUUAUUUUACGUUUCACAAGAGAACUGAUUGCGGGCAUUGGAGAUAUUACAAAACAUCUGAGACCUCUUGGCUAUGUUGUUUGUCAUAAACAAUCUUAUUUAGAUGAAUAUAAAUACGCUGUUCACAACAUAGCAGUGGAUAUACGAGACGGAGUUAGAUUAACUAAAGUUAUGGAAAUUAUCUUGAUGAAAAAUGGCUUGCUAAAUCAACUACGAACACCGGCAAUAUCUCGCCUUCAAAAGAUACAUAACGUGCAAGUGGCUCUAAACGCUUUGAAAGAGGCAAACUUCGUUAUAGUUGGUGAUAUAUCUGCAUCUGAUAUCGCAGAUGGGCACAGAGAAAAGACAUUGUCCCUCUUAUGGCAACUGAUACACGUAUUCAGAGCGCCGCUCUUUGAAAAAGCUGCGAAUAUUAUACAAACUUGGUGGAGAAAGAAAUAUGAUAUUAUUGUUGAAAAACGAAAGGAAGAAGAGAAGAUUAUGGCUCAACGUGACACAGCAGCCAGUACCAUUCAAUAUUGGUGGAGACGAAUCAAAUAUAAUCGUAUGGUAGAAUAUAAGAUGUAUCAAGUAACAACUGCAACUAUUGUAAUCCAAAAAUAUUGCCGGAUGUGGAUUUGUCGUACUCACUUAAGGAAACAAAAGUAUAGUGCUGUGAAAAUUGCAACGUGGUAUAAGAAUAAGAAGAAAGUUCAGGAAGCGAAAGAGAUUUUGCAGGCAUUGCGUUUACAAAGGGAAAAAUUACAACAAAAAUCAGCUACCAUUAUACAAGCACAUGUCAAACGUUGGCUAUGUCUGAGGCGUUAUAACGCGAUCAAAAAGAAAAUUGUACUCGUCCAGAGUAUUAUCAGGCAAUAUUUAGCGCGUAAAUGGUAUGUUCAAUUACAAAGGUCUGUUUUGUUCAUUCAACAAAAGUAUAGAAGCAAGAUAUUAAUGAGAAAAGAUAUGCAAAAAUUUGUAGCGACAAAACAAAGUGCCAUACUCAUACAGAGUUACUUUAGAAUGAUGAAACAUCACAGAUAUUUCCUAGCAUUGAAGAAGUCUGUUCGAAUUAUAGAAAACCGUUAUAAAGCGCUUAUUGUGAUGAGAAAUGCUCGAACUGAUUAUUUAAAAUUGAAAGAUGCUGUUAUUAAAGUCCAAUCAUUGUAUAAAAUGAAAAUAAUGCACGCGGAGUACAUUCAAAAACGUAAUUUAAUUAUUUAUAUACAAAGAAAAUUCAAAGCUAAUCAGAAAAUGAAAAAAGAAAAAUCGUACUAUCUAAAAUUACGAAAUUCGUCUAUCGUACUUCAAAGGCGUUUCAAAGCUUAUUUAAAGAUGAAAGAAACUAGAGAAGAAUAUAGAACAAUUAGGAAUUCUGUUAUUAAAAUUCAGACAUACUUCCGAUCGUACUUAGAAAUGAAAGAUCAACGUCAUAAAUACAUUUUAUUAAGAAAAUCGGCUGUAAAAAUACAAACACAAUAUAGAAGUUUAUUAGCUAUGCGACGUGAUAGAAAUAAUUACUUGAAGUUGAAAGAAUCUGUUGUGGCAUUACAGAUAAGAUACAGAGCCAUUGUUUUAAUGAGAGAAAUUAGAAAAAGAUAUUUAGAAUUAAGAAAUGCAGCCAUAGUAGUACAGAAAAGAUAUAAAGCUCUAUUACAAAUGCGAACAGAUAAAUCUAAUUAUGCAAAAAUAAAAGCGUCUUGUAUUGUGAUUCAAAAUGCUUAUAGAGCAUAUUUACUAGGAAAGCAUCAGCGCCAAUUAUAUAUUCAGCAGAGAAAUGCUGUAUCGAAAAUACAAAAUUGGUUUAGAUGUUCGAAAAAAGCGAAAGAAGUAAAGAAACAAUAUUUACAGACUAAAAGGGCUUGCGUGAUUAUACAAAAUGUGUAUAGGGCUUAUAUUAUUGGCAGAAUGCAAAGGCUUGAAUAUUUGAAAAUGAAAACUGCAACAAUUUGUAUUCAACAACAUUUUAGAAGUUAUCUCUUAACGAAAACAAUAAGAGCAGAAUAUAUUCAAAUAAAAACGUCAACUAUAACUAUUCAAAGAUUUUAUAGAUCAUAUUUGAUAACAAAACAACAAAGGCAAGUAUAUUUAACCAUGAAACAAUCGGCAAAAGUAAUCCAAACCUAUUAUAAACAAUAUCAAGAGACUAAGAAAAUAAGACAAAAAUAUUGUCAAUUGUUAUCGGCUACAAUUUACAUACAAAACAAAUACAGAAGUAUUAAAGACAUGAGGUAUCAAAGAUCUAGAUAUUUGAGUAUGAAACACUCGGCUGUCGUUGUACAAAGAAGAUAUAGGGCUCUGUUAGCAAUGAGGAAAGAGAGACAAGUCUAUCUUAAAAAACGCUCUGCAGCCGUUUACUUGCAAAAUAAAUUUAGGGCUCAAAAUAUCAUGAAAGAGGAAAGAAAAAAAUUCUUAAAAGCAUUGGAAGCCUCUAAAAAAAUACAAGCAUUUUAUAGGGCUUAUAAAAUUGGGGUCUCACAGAAAAAUAUGUAUUUACAAUUAAGAAAAGCAGCGAUUACUUUACAGCAAAGAUUCAAGGCAACUAUUUUUAUGCGAAAAGAAAGACAAUCUUAUUUAAAAAUAAAAUUCGCUGUUUUAACUUUGCAACGAAGGUACAGAGCCAAGCAAUUAAUGUUAGAAGCAAAGGCUAAAUUUGAUAGUACUCUAAAAGCUUGUAUUACAAUACAAAAGUUUUAUAGGGCACGUUUAGUUGGCCGAAAACAAAGAAGCGAUUAUGUUAAGUUAAAAUCCGCGGUGACAGUUAUUCAAACAAGAUUUAGAGAAAUUAUGCAUGGUAGAAAAUUAAGAAAUGACUAUAUCCGUUUACGAAGUACGGCUCUUUUCAUUCAACGUAACAUAAGAGCCAGAAAUGCGGCACGCAAACUUGCUCGGAAGAUGGCUAUCGAAAAAAUUGAAAUGUGGUACAUAUCUAUCCGAAGACGUAAUGAAUGCAGAAAUAAUUUUAUAAACAUCAGAGAAAAGAUAAUUACUUUACAAUCAAUUGUCCGUAUGCGAAUCAUUCGUAGAUAUUAUCUUUGUAUGCGAUCUGCAGCCAUUACUAUACAAAGACAUUAUCGCUCUUAUAUAUUAGCGAAAAUGGAACGAAAAAAGUACGAACAAUCCAGAACGUCCAUAAUAAAACUGCAAGCUCAUGUCCGAAGUUUCAUUGAAAGGAAACGAUACAUACGUUUACGUGCUACAGUGUUAGUAAUACAAGCUGUAUAUAGAUUAAAAAGACAUCGAGUUUUCUUAAAAAAACAAAGAGAAGUAGCGGCUACAUGUAUUCAAAAGAAUGCUCGAAGAUAUUUCAUUCAGUCGUGGUAUAAACGAUACCGCGAACAAGUUAUAUUUGUUCAGAAACAAUGGAGAGGGAAACUGUUAACAAGACUGUUACGCAAUGAAUUUUUGGAAAAGAGAAAUAUAAUCCUAAAAAUACAAGCUUUUAUUAGAGGUCAUCUCAUUCGUAAAGCAGUUGAAUAUAAGAAGGAAAAUCUAUUAAAAUUAAGAACAGAACAACAGCGAAAUUGGGCUGCUACCAAAAUUCAGGCACUCUUUCGCGGACACAAAGCUCGUAUGGUGAGCGGCAUGCAUGCCUAUGAGCUACGUCGGCGAUGGCGCAAUGGAGGCUUGGAGUCAUCACAGGAGUCGUUAAAGGAGAGAAACGAGGAUGCAAUGGAGGUACUCCGAAAGAUGUCGGACAUUGAAACUGUGAUACGGGCAUUUAGAUCUGUGGAACUUCUAACUGAAGUAUAUCCGAUAACGUACAACGAAAAUGCUUCGUCAGUUGUGCGACGCGUGUAUAUCUACAUGUCUGUGACGAACAGGUCUAUCUCUAGUGUGGAAGUGCUGAAAUCAGCGGCAUCGCUGUUGGUUAAUUUGACCAGAUACAAAAUAACAGGACCUAAAAUUUAUGCAAGGGAUAGAAUACCUCCAGUACUGAAAUUCAUGUGGCGUUUCAGUAACAGCGAAACACAAUUGUUUUGCAUACUGUCAACUUACCUCUGGCUAUUCUCCAAGUAUGACGAAGUUAAGAGCGAUUUAACCAAUUUUCUUCAUGAACCCGAAAACCACAAAAUACUCGUGUCAAUUAGAGGAAAUGUAAUGCGAAUGAAAAGGAUGGCGAGUAAUGUGAUAAAAAAUAAAUUCAGUACCCCCCAGCCUUCUAAAUAUGUUUCACACACAAUGAACCAAUCGUUGCGUGAUAUGAAUCAUAGCAUUUGCUGUAAUAGUGGCUAUUUGUUGCCGGCUCUUGAACCAGAUUAUGGGAUCAUAAGAGCUGAUAAGCCUCGAUAUUUUCAGGACCCCCAACAAGCGAUCUGUUGCCUCUUUGAAACUUAUGAAUUGUAAUUCAAUUAUUUUUAUCUAAUUAAUUAUAUUCCCACUUUAAUUUUAGUGAAAAGUUAUUUUAUCAUGAAUAUUUUGUUGACGUAAUAACAUUUAUUUUUAAUAUAUUUAACUAAUGGUGUAU
This is a messenger RNA of Nymphalis io (European peacock), 7194 nucleotides long. It is a transcript of the gene asp, whose product is annotated as protein abnormal spindle. The transcript has 8 exons. Gene Ontology annotation, cellular component: spindle pole. The coding region runs from base 126 to 7073 and encodes 2315 amino acids. Gene Ontology annotation, biological process: establishment of meiotic spindle localization; spindle organization; mitotic cell cycle. Gene Ontology annotation, molecular function: protein binding. Lineage: Eukaryota; Metazoa; Arthropoda; Insecta; Lepidoptera; Nymphalidae. The record is from RefSeq and is a predicted model, not a curated record.